AUGUAUGCAUCGAUCCAAACUGUAUGUGGUUGCCAUGGGUAUUUAUUAUUCGAAUCGAUUCAUUGUGAUCGAUGUCGAUCAUUGAUUCCGUUUCAACUUAGCGAGGAAUCUCUUAUUGAUAAUACAGGAAAUCCGGAUAUCAAUCAUGGAGGUAACGUUAAAAUUUUGACGUCAAACAAACAUGGAUCAAAUGUUGCCAUACCGUAUCAAAGAGUAGACAAAAGACAUGGAGCUACAACUGGUCAUGUUCGUUUUCGAGCAUUAUGUCCUUUUUGUAAUAGUCCAACAUAUGUUUUACGUUAUUAUUGUAAACGUGAACGAGUCUAUUAUCAUUUACGAAUUCAACAGUUUGGCGAAAAUGAACCAAACAUGUAUAAGUCGAUUGCUGAAACUCAAAAUAUGAGUGACCUAGAACCAAUCGAAUCAAAACAGGGACAAACAGAAAGUUCGCUAAGCAUGAGUGCUGAUGAUUCAAUAUCAAUAAGCGGUACUCUAUCUCAACAGCCACCAUCAACUAUUGUCUUCGAUCAGAAUGGUGUACAAAGUGCCAAGGAGACGCAUAUUAAAAAUGAAAAAACAUUAUAUCCAUUCAAUGAUAUCGAAGGAGAUUUAUUCGAUAUAUUAAGAAAUGGUCUUUUCUAUGAUACAAUUCUACAAUGUGAAGAUAAUGUUAAAAUACAAACUCAUCGAUGUAUUCUCGGCGGCCGUUCAGCAUGGUUUCGAAAUUUUCUUGGUGAACAUCAUAAUCUAGAAUCGCAAGGUGACUAUGUUCUACAAAUAAGUAUCGACGAUGUACAAUCGGAUGUUAUGAAUGAAAUAUUAAAUUUUAUGUAUACAAAUCGUUGUUUAAUUAGUUUAAAAAAUGCAUCAAGUUUAUUGAUUGUUGCUAAGCGAUUUGGAUUAGAUAAAUUGGUUCGGCAAAUUGGUGAAUUUCUUUUAUUUCGUCUUACGAUUGAUAACGCACUCGAAAUGUUUGUUAGUGCACAUGAAUCAGGUUCAGAAACCCUUAAAGCAGCCUGUAUACGUAUAAUUAAUCGUAAUGCUGAGAAAAUAAAACGUACAGAAAAAUGGAAAAAGUUCAAAGCUGAAUAUGUGGAUUUAGUACCUGAAUUAUAUGAAAAUCGAGUAGAACGACCACCACAUGCACAAAAAGCAUUUUUACCUGAUGUUUUCUCAGCACCAGUCAUGUUACCAGAAAGUCUUCAUGCAUUAAGUCAAUUAUAUGAAAAUCCAAUUAAACAUCGAGCUCCUUCACCAGCAUCUCAUGUUUUACCUCCACCGAAACAACGUCACAAAACUCUAACACACAACUCUCACUUUCGAGGAAAUCAACAGACUCAUAAUUAUGAGCCAAUAACUAAAGAAGCAACAGGCCCUUUUCAUCAACGAAACGGAACACCACUCUCGGCUGUUUACGAUCGAGAAAGUCCGGUAAAAAAACAAGUGAACAAUAAUAAUGCACGUCGACCUGCACCAUCGCAGCCAACAGGACCACAUCUGGCACGUCCUAUGUUUCCAGCUGUUAAACCAUCGCAACAACCAGAUAGCUAUCGUCGUCAAGUAAACGUCUAUGGUAAAAAUGCUCCUCUACCAACAAAUAAUCAAAGACAAAAGAACGCCAAUAAUCAAGUACGACUACGAACACCACCUUCAGCAUCAACAAGAUUACCUAAAACUGUAUCACCGACACGAUACGUAGAUAUUCGACGAAGUCCAGUCGAUACAAGUACAUCUCCGGAAGAAAAUGUGAGAUUAGGACGAGUUGUCAGUGUAGAAACCAUGGAAUAA
Messenger RNA from Rotaria socialis, 1788 nucleotides. Lineage: Eukaryota; Metazoa; Rotifera; Eurotatoria; Philodinida; Philodinidae. The record is from the annotation of a GenBank genome assembly.